UUUUUUUUAAAAAAAUAUAAAAUUACAGUGCCAGUAUUAAGAUUGAACCCUAAAGACUAUUUACGUUUAUGUGGGGGAAAUUUUUUUUUAUUGAAUUCUUUAAUAAGAUGCCUGUCGACAUUCUCAUUCAUUCACGUCAUCUGGAUUCAAUAAAGUCCAGUUCCUCCUGAUUCAACAUCCGUUUGGUUUUCUUUCAAUAGUCUUCGCUGGGUCCAGUGAUAUGAGCUAGGUCUAUGCGCAACCUAAGUCUGUGUUGAAUUUGGAGCCAGAGGGUUCUGGUGGGAAAUGUUCAACUAUGGCUUUUGGCCCACAUGUGAGACACAAACGCAGCCUUGACACCGAGAAAGACAAUGCAAGGGAAACAACUUCGACCGGUGUCCUCCCUUCUCCCUCCCCCCUUCAUGCCUGAGACGUGCGGCAGACGCACGGACAGGUAGGAGUCCUGUCCCGCCUGCCCACGCUCCUCACCUAAGAAAGAAACCACGCGCCUCCCCGUGCUCGUGCGUCCUGGGGGAGGUUCCACUUACCUCCCUUGCGUUAAACACUCCUUGAAUCGUUACGUUAUCAUAAACAGUCCGGCUUCGGGGGGGCCAUAAUCGCCUCUCUCGGGGUUUUGCCGAGGCUCCUCAUUGGACGUCAACACGCGACCGGCGCGAGGAGGGGGGCUCCCAGGCGCGUGCCGCUUUUUAAACCGACGCCGCGCCUCUGGACACCAGAGAAGGAGUCCCGCACGCGACCGUUAUAUCCACAAAGUGCGACAGCACAGCAGUGCGUGCCUCCAACAAGUUCUCCCUCUCGACGCUACCCGUCGGUCAUAACUUUGCCUCGCUGCUGGUGUUUGGGGAAACAUGGAUGCCCUAAGUGUGGACGACUGGAGCAAAGACGCACUCGAGGCGGUCCUCGGCUCGCGGCAGCAGAGCUCCAGCCUGGGAGAGAGGGCAGGGGAGCAGGAGCCGGAGGAGUCCCGCUACGAGCCCGGACUGUCGCUCGUGGACAGCGGCAGUGACCCACGCGCCUGGCUGGCCUCGGUGCAGCCGCCUGGCACCUGCGCGGCACACGCCACUUCACCCGACUACCUGCGCCUCUCGCCCUGCCCCAGCACCGGUUCCUACAACGAGAGCGACUCCCCGGGGUCAUCGGGCCACCCCAGCCCUCCCGGCUACAGAAAAUCCGCCAAGAGCCCCUCCUCUUCUUCGCUCAAGGUCCGGGACCUGUGCCGUCUCAAGGGCACCGUCACCGGGCCCGAUGACGAGGCGCUCGCGAGACAGAGAGCCCCGUCCAGCAAACCGGCCAACGGCGUCCACAAGCAGAGGCGCGUGGCCGCCAACGCGCGCGAGAGGCGGCGGAUGCACGGGCUCAACCACGCGUUCGACGAGCUGCGCAGCGUCAUCCCGGCGCUGGACAACGACAAGAAGCUCUCCAAAUACGAAACUCUGCAGAUGGCGCAGAUCUACAUCAACGCCCUGGCUGAUCUGCUCGAAGGUCCGGUGUCAUCCAACAGCGGCAACGCCGACAUUUCCAACUCCAACUCCAACUCCUCCUCCAACAACAACAACAACAACAACUCGCCAGUCAGUGACACUGUGCUUUCCUCCGCCGUUGGCUUUGAGGGAGGGGGAGACCGGGCCUCCCCUUCCCCGACAACCUGCCGGACAGCGGCGGCGGCGCCCGGCUCGGACAGCGCCUCGCCUGUCCGCGCCAACGGGACGCCCUUCCGUUCCUCCUUCGACAGCGACGCGUUCGCCGCCUUGGUGGAAGAAGCGAUGUGCUCGCCCUCCCCGUCGCCCGCCACCCGGCUGGGCAGCUCACUGGCACCGGUCGGCGGAAGACAAGAGUCUCCCCGGAGCGAUGGGGAGUUUUCCCCGCACUCUCACUUCAGUGACUCCGAUGAAAUCGCGAUGGAGCUCCACUCGAGCGAAGAGGACGACCUUUCAGAACUCAAGCUGCCCCGCGGCCAUCACCAUCACCAUCAUCAUCACCAUCACUCUGUUUCUUUCCAAAUAGCCUAAAUAGAAUUUAAAAACUGGUUCACUCCCGCCGACAACAACACAAUGUCUAUCCGUGUCCAUAUCUGUUGUCAACAAAAAACAAACUGCAUUUUUAAGAGGAUAGAAAUGUUUCCUUUUUUUUCUCGAAAUAGUCAUGUUCAAUUUUGAACAAUAAUUCUAUUUUACCAACUUGUUGCAUAGUCUAAAUAUGUUUGGUUUUUUUUAAAUGUGAUAUUGCCCUAAUUCGGUUCUGCCAAUAGAUGUAUAGCCUGUAAUCUCCAGUUUCCAUGGAGACGUGGCUGGAAGACCCCUCUGCCAUGUCGCGCGCAGCACUGCCACGGGUAUUCCCCACGUAACUCCGACCAAAAAGUUGUCUUCCACAAAAUCAUACUUGUAUGAAUAAUUGUUUAUAUUUGAUAAUGUAAAAAAGUUGAUAAUGUUAUCAAAUGUUUUUUGUUGUGAUUUAUAUUUGUAUUUGCUAAUUUGUUUGUAAUAAUGUAUGUUGUUUUGCAACUUCAAAAGUUCAUGUGCACUUUAAAAAAUAUUCGAGCCAGAGGCUUGAGAAAUGCGAUUUUUUGUUUUCAAACCAUAAACGAAAAUGUUCUUUUGAUUUGUGUGAUAUAGCGUAGUGCUGCCAAUUCCGUCCACAAAAUAGCCUAUUUAACGUAGCCAUCAAUGCUGCCUGCUUUUUGUAUUUUCUUUUUGUAUAUUCUGAUGAACUUGUGUCUUUUGCUUUCACUGGAUGAGAUUAAUUGACAUGUAUUUAUUGCUACUUUUAAUUUUGAUUUGCUUUAUAUAACUUCGUAGU
This is a messenger RNA of Scophthalmus maximus (turbot), 2796 nucleotides long. It is a transcript of the gene atoh1a, whose product is annotated as atonal bHLH transcription factor 1a. The transcript is spliced from 2 exons. The record is from RefSeq and is a predicted model, not a curated record. Bases 849 to 2009 code for a protein of 386 amino acids. Gene Ontology annotation, molecular function: protein dimerization activity. NCBI's taxonomy places the organism in Eukaryota, Metazoa, Chordata, Actinopteri, Pleuronectiformes, Scophthalmidae.